AUGGCGCUUUCCUGGGUGCUCCCAACAACACUUCUCUUUGCUCUGGCUCUUGCAAACAUUCAGCUCUCCACAUGCCAAGUUGUGAAGGCCAAGGUCACUUGCCUUGACUGCCAUCAAAAUACUGAUUUCUCAGAAAAAGAUGGUUCAUUUGAGACUAAGCUCCCAUUAGGCAACUCAAAAUCUCCUAUGAACUGCCUUGCCAGGAUUCUUGGAGGGCCAGACCAGCUCUAUGCUUCAAGGAAAGUCAUGGCUUCUGAGAUUGUCAAGACCCAAGAGCCUAACUCCUACACCAUUUCAACUCCUCUUGGUUUCACCACAUCAUGCCCUUUGAACAUAAAAGAGGCAGCUUGCAAAGCCAUGAACAAGUUUGGCUCAUCGAAGACCGUUAAUCUGCCUGUGCCUCCAGAGUGGGGCUUGGCACCCUCAAGCUAUUAUGUUCCCUUCAUCCCUAUCAUUGGCAUACCUUAA
Messenger RNA from Prunus armeniaca (apricot), 468 nucleotides. NCBI's taxonomy places the organism in Eukaryota, Viridiplantae, Streptophyta, Magnoliopsida, Rosales, Rosaceae. The record is from the annotation of a GenBank genome assembly.